Messenger RNA from Haliotis rubra (blacklip abalone), 5974 nucleotides. RefSeq lists its product as uncharacterized. The record is from RefSeq and is a predicted model, not a curated record. The coding region runs from base 1799 to 5254 and encodes 1151 amino acids. NCBI's taxonomy places the organism in Eukaryota, Metazoa, Mollusca, Gastropoda, Lepetellida, Haliotidae. The transcript is spliced from 17 exons.
AUUAGAUACUAAAUAUAUACAUUGUGUUGGGGCAUAUUGUUGUUUUAGUGUUUAAAUUACUUAGGUCUUAAUUGCUAUUGACCAUAAGAGAUUGAUACUUGUUAACUGAAAAUCGUUUGAUUAUAUUGAUAAAUAUUGGAUAAUUAACUUUGAGUAAAAAUGCAAACAAAAUCUAAAAGAAAUUAACAAAUUUCACAUCACUAGUGAGUGAGUCAUAACAUAUUUUGACCUGGAUUGCAAACUAAACACCGUCUUGAACAUAGCUUAGAGCCAUCCCAUGAAUAAAGACCAAAGUUUGUAUCGAUAUGUUAAAACUUUCAUCAGUAGUUUAUGUACAAUAUUAUCGAUGCCACAGUUUUGAUGUCGAUAGUCAAAAUAAUUUCUCCCCUCGAAUAUAUUUCCAAUUAUUGAUCUUUUUAGUCAUACCUAAAAUUACUGUUUACUUGGAAGUCAGUCAGUGUAAGAGGAAGUUAGUGACUAAACUACUCUUGUGUUGUUAUGUGACAUAAAAAUCAAACAAAGUUGAUUAAUGUUUCUGAUCAUAUAUAUACUGAGAGAAACAAAUACAGGAACACAGGAAAAUUUAAGUAUUCCUUUAAUAUUUUCCAGUUUUCAUUGCCAGCUUUGAAUAGUGCUAUGGGAGGAAAUCUGGGAAUAAAUAUAGGAACACUGCCAUGAAGCGGUUUUGAGGUUAUAGUCAUCCAUUUGAUUAGAUGCAAGUGGGUACUGGUCAUGUAAGGUUUGAGCAUGAAUCUGUCCAAGUGGUUAGGGUAUAGAUCUUGGUUUGUACAAGUUAUCCAAUUCAGGUAGUUUAUUGGUGCUGCAAGUGACUGUAUAUUUAACAGGAAACAGAAAAUUAAAGGCAGUAUUUCACACCACAAUUCCCUUAAAUAAAUAAUGCAUCAGCCCUCGGGGGAAGUUACCAUAUAAUAUUCCCCAAAAAUUUACGUAUUUAGAUUACAAUAUUAAAUUAAAAAGUCCGAAUGAAUUAAGGCAACGUUGCAUUAAAUCAAAUCUCGCACCCUCUACCGGCUGAACAUUAUUUCCAGCGAACUCCACAGAGUUAUGUCCCUUGGCAUGCUCCUAUAACUCCUUUUAGGACAGAACUCAGUCCUAGACAAAAACAUACACGAAACUUGAACUUUCAGCUUCUGAUUUGAAUAACCCAUAAGGCCAGGAUUGUUUGAGAGGUUGAAAUAAAAUUUUAACAUAAAAUGUGUACAGAAGGAUUGCUUUAGAGGAUUUGGGGAUUUAACUGGGUGACUGCAGGUUGAAAUAAUAUGUUGCUUCCCUGGAGUAAGUUUUGUUUAUGAUUCUGUAUUUAUAUUCUCUCUGUUACAAGUAUUACGAACAUGCACUCACAAGAUAGUAUUUCAUAUCAGAAUUUUUUUUCUAUAAUGUCAAAUAUUUCGAAAUUAAUUUCACAAUCAAAAUUUCAUCAUAUCUGUUAACUAAAAGGGCCCAAUAAGAAAUGGAGGGUGAUAUUUACAAUUUUAUGUUAUAAAUAAUGACAUUUAAGACCCUGGCAUGCAAGCACUGUAUACAUAAUCCUCCCCUAAAUAAAUAUUUUUGUUUUGUUCCACAACUUUUCUUCACCCUUGUGUUUCUCAGAAUCCCUUGUGAUGCUCCCAAAAUGUUUUUAUGUUUUGAUUCAGUGUGCGGCUCUUCUCAGAUAUUUCCCUGUUUCAGCAAGGCAUGGAUGAAGAGGUAACCCAGAUGGAGCGGAGACCAGAGGAAUCCAGACCCCAUGGAGAACCUGGAGGGACAACAUGUCACCAGGUCCUAAGCUCAGGCAGUGAUGGAAAUGAUUCAUCAGAAAGCAAAACAAAGGGAGAUAACUCCAGUGACAGUGAUCAAUCAAAAGCAAAAAACAAGUUUAUCUGACAGUGAUAUUGACAAUGUGAAUCAGUCAGCAGACUACAAGGCUGUAGGGGAAACAGCUUUAGCUUCUGACAAUACAAACAGUGUGUUUGACAGUGUCAACACCCUUUCAAGCCAAACCAAAGUGGGAAGAAAUGAAGUUCCAAAUAUGACACAAGAGCAAAGGCAGGAUAAUAGGUUAACACACAUGUUGCCAAAUUAUGCAGAAUAUGAUGCCCCAUUUAGAAAUGUUGAAAACAUUGACUUUGAACUUGAAGAUCUUGUUGGUUAUUCUGAUGAAACCUCAAGACCUGACAUCCGAAAUGUUUUGACAUUGUUUGAGAUGUGUAUUCGUUCGGUUUCAGCAAAGCACUUUCGCCAGAAACAACAAUUAAUAAGCAGCGUGCCUCUUCCCAUAAAAGAUGUUUUGUAUGAGAGAAGGCGAGACCAGGCCUUUACAAGUAUUCAGCUCUCAUCACUUCAUGAUCUCCUUGCCUUUAUGGAAAGGGAUUCUAUUAUGUUGACAACAUUGAAGAACUAUGGUGUUAAUGAGACAACCAUCACAACAUACCGUGACCUGAUAGUAAGAACAAGAAACAUCUGGAAUGAUGAUGCAUUUGAAUCAAUAUAUAGAGACUACAUUGAUGGGGAAUGCACUUCAAUCCUGCCUUUUUCUUAUGUCAACCAAGUGAAGUGCCCUGCUGGGAACUGGGGUGAAGUUAUGAAGUGUUUUCCUAUUUGUCAGUUAUCAGUGGUGGCAAGUGUGAUAGAACUGAUGCUACCUCAGCAUAUUUCUCUUGGACUUCUCAGUAAUGUGUACAGAAACUGCAGCUCAGAAUCAGAGCUCAUUCGGAAAGCCACAGAUACUAUGGUCUACUCUGUAAGGAAAAACCUCAAAAAAAGAUACCCAGCUAUAGUUGAAGUCUUCUUCAACUGUGCGCUGCCCUAUGUGUUUUGGGCUCGGGGAAACAUCAAACUGGCUGCUGAAUGCUUUCUGCGUAUUGCACAAACUGAAGAUGAAAAUAGUAGAGCUGUAUUCUUGUGCGAGGCAGCUCGGUUGUACGCACAGAAUGAGGAACCAAUGAAAGCAAAGCAGCUGUACAUGGAGGCGUCUGACUCUAUAAUGUGGAGGUCAAGGUUACAGUGGGAGGAAAAGUCAGUUCGCCUACAAAAGUUCAUGCUGAUGGCCAGUGCGUACGAUCAAGGAGUGAUGACACCUGAGAAGGCCACCCAGGCAGCUGGUGCAUGGGAAGGGGCUAUGAACUUCCUGUAUCCCAGCUGUCCCCAGAGAUCCAGCAUCCAGCCUGUGGAGUCCUUUCUGUGUUUCCACAGCGGAACAGCACAAGAGCGUGUUCAGAAUCGUCUCGAAUACUGUGUGAAGCUGAUAGAGAGACUGGUAGAUUCUUUUGAAUUCCUGCUGCUCCAUCUGUCCCUGGUGAUGGCUUUGCUUGGAGAUGAAAAGAAAUCUUUAAGAGCAUUCUCAACUCUCAUUUUCAGAGAAAAACUGGAAAUGCCACUUCCAUGGCUAGAUAACCAACACAAUCCAUGGCAGCCAGUUCUUGACCAUGUUGCCGAACAUGGAACUCCAAAAUGUCUCAAGGUCAUAUGGAGGACACAGCUUGGUCAUCCUCGGAUUGUCAAUAGCAUGAAUUCCUUUGAGGGGGACUACCAGUCCAUGGCAGACCUGAAUCUGAGACUGACAGAUGCUGGCUUUAUCACGGCUGAUCUCCAGAUGAUGAUGCCCCCUAUCAGGGCCCUCAAACUGGAUCCGUACACAGGGCUUCACCUUCACACGUCAGGGCUGACUACCAAGUGGCAUUCCUUCAAUAACUCACCACUCCCCCAUGCUCCAGUCCACAGACAUGGAUUACACAUAGUGCCAACACUGACAGAGGUGUAUCGUGACACUGACACAAUGGUCCAUCUGUCAUGUCCUGAUUACUCCCUGCUAGAUAUUAAAUCAACAACAUAUGCACAACAACUGACCCUAUUUUGGACAGGACCAGGAGAUCAAGGGGUCAAACUUGAUCUUAUACCUUUUUUGAAGGCUGUAUGUAAGCAGAGAGCCCAAGAAGUCAUUGAAGCCAUGAAGACCUCAAACAGGUUCCGCAAUUCCUCUCCAUGUGAGAAAGGUGGCGCCAUCUGGGAGGAGAAGAUGAAGAUGGCCCUGGAAUACUGUUUUGCUGAGGGCUACAAAAUGUCUCAACACACCGUAGAAGAAGUUAAGAAUCGCCUCUGGGAGAAGAUUCUCAAAUUUACUCACCAAUCAGACAAAAGAAGAAAGCUUUCUAAGAAAGAAAUACAAGAAGACAACCCAACUGACAGGCCAACUUACAAGUAUGAGCCAGAUAGUUUCAGCUUUGUGGUUGAGGAGUGCUUUGCCUACAGAGACACUGUCUACCUGGCAGUCUAUGAUACCUACACGCCAAAGAGGAUUCAAGUGUUUGUAGACUGUUCCAGUAAGGAAAGCUUCAUGCAGCCCUAUCUGACCACAGAACACUCUCAUGACUUCUGUGACCGCAUCGAUGACCCCCAGGCGUCCAGCAUACUCUCCCUGAAGAUGACCAGUAAACACAGGAGCCAUCCUCCAGACGAUAUCAUGUGGCACAUGGGCAUUCUGAAAGAGUACAGGAAUCACAGGAAGCAGUAUGUAUAUGGCAAGAAAGGAAAGCUACUCAAAACCAUCUCAGAUAAUCAAAUGGUGGCACCACAUGUCCUUGGGAGUAAGCUGUAUGGGCUUACUACUGACAAACUCAGAGUCAGAUGUGACCCAAUCACCGAAGAUGAGAUUCUCAGUGAGGAGUUCGCAGAAAUAAGAAGUCUUUUGUUUGGAGGAGACAAAGUCAUAGCUGUAACAGAAAGCAUGAUCUACUUCCUGCAUCCUGAUACCUUGCAAACCCUGAGUGUUACCCAGCAUCGUGACAGCAGUAAUGUUAAGGUGAGUGAGGAUGGCCACAACAUCCGCUUUCCGUCAGGAUCUCCAGUCAAGAUCCUGGAGAAGAAAAAACUGGAGGAGAAGACGAGACUUGCAUUUGGCAUCGGUGAAAUGUUGAUGUUUGUGGAUGUCACAGAUGAUGUUGUUGAGGUUGUGAUAGACUUGUUGGUUCCUGGAGUUGCAACAGAGGUCUACACCAUCAGAGAAGAUGUGGACUUUCUGGUAUCAGUCACUGUUCAAAAGGGAGGUGAAGACAACUUCUACAGAGAGCAUGUGUUCCACUAUAACCAUCAUGGGAAGAUCCUUGGGGUACUGCCCUUCCUUGGACCUGGACCAAGAUGUUUCUGUGUGGAGUACCUAAAGGAGUUGGAUGGGGUGACAGACACAGAUUGUGGCAGAAGGGGCUGGCAUGUCUUUAUGAGGGACGGCCAUGAGGGGAUUAUAGGUGUACGUCUGUGAAUACCAGGAACUGUCAAAGAUUGGCCAUCAGGGGAAUAUAGGUGUGUGUCUGUGAAUAACAGGAACUGUCACAGAUUGGCCACCAGGGGAUUAUAGGUGUAUGUCUUUGAAUAACAGGAACUGUCACAGACAAGACAUCUGUGAAUAACAGGAACUGUCACAGACUGGCCAUCAGGGAUUAUAGCUGUACAUUUGUGAAUACCAGGAACUGUCGCAGACUGGCCAUCAGGGGAUUAUAGGCAUAUGUCUGUGAAUAACAGGAACUGUCACAGACUGGCCAUCAGGGGAUUAUAGGCGUACACCUGUGAAUAUCAGGAACUGUCACGGAUUGGCCAUCUGUGAAUAACAGAUGGUUUUGGCUGUGAAUGAUGAUCAGAAGAAAGUACUUGGUCUGAUCCUGCAGAGAGGAUGUUCCACAGAUUGAGUUAGUGUUGAGAAUAGUGUAUGCAUGACAGCUGCAGAACUGUGCUGACUUCUUUGAAAUGAGUCAUGGUUUGAUGCCUAUGUAUGAUGGCCACUACACCUACCUAAACUUGGUGCUGUUAAUUCAUGACCCAGAGACUUUGUCAGCAUGAAAGCAGUGAUUGUUAAGACAGAUUACUUGCAGUGUGAUGUUGUUUCUAUAUAUUUUUAUAUACUGUGUAUUGUAUAUAUUAAACUGUAUAUUUAUUUUGCCUUAUAAUAAAUGUAUGUGAUGAACAGUUAAAGUAUACAAAUCUC